Molecule: messenger RNA, 2613 nt
Organism: Lepidothrix coronata (blue-crowned manakin)
Lineage: Eukaryota; Metazoa; Chordata; Aves; Passeriformes; Pipridae
Gene: ARRDC2
Product: arrestin domain containing 2
Exons: 8
Coding region: 44-1261 (405 amino acids)
Biological process (GO): protein transport
Cellular component (GO): cytoplasm; plasma membrane
Source: RefSeq, a predicted model, not a curated record
AUCGCGCCGGUUCUGGGCUCAGCUGAGCCGUGCUCGCUUCGCCAUGAUUUUCGAUCGCCUCAAACGCUUCUCCAUCGUGCUGGAGGGCGCGGAGCGGGACGGCCCAGCCGCCUUCAACCCCGGGCAGGCGGUGUCGGGCCGCGUGGUGCUGGAAUUGGCGGCGGCCGCCCGGCUCGGCGCCCUGAGGCUGCGGGCGAUGGGCGCUGCCCGCGUUCACUGGACCGAGUCCCGCAGCGCCGGCUCCAGCACCGCCUACACGCAGAGCUACAGCGACCAGGUGGAGUUUCUGAGCCACCGCGACACGCUGCUGGCACCCCCAGACAAUGGUGAAUCCACUGUCCUGCAGGCAGGAAGGCAUGAGUUCCCCUUCACCUUCCAGCUCCCCGAGACCCUGGUCACCUCCUUUGAGGGGAAGCACGGCAGUGUGCGCUACUGGGUGAAAGCCAAGCUGCACAGACCCUGGGCCACAGUGAAGAAAGCAAAGAGGGAGUUUACUGUGAUUGAACCCAUCGACAUCAACACACCUGCACUGCUGGCUCCCCAGGCAGGUGCUAAGGAGAAACUUGCUCGUGCCUGGUACUGCAAUCGUGGCCAAGUGUCUGUGACUGCCAAGAUUGACCGAAAAGGCUACACCCCAGGUGAGGUCAUCCCUAUCUUUGCUGAGAUCGACAACUGCACAAGCCGGGCUGUGGUGCCCAAGGCGGCCAUAAUCCAGACCCAGACCUUCAUCGCUCGGGGCACCAAGAAGCAGAAGAGGUCAGUGGUGACCACCAUCACUGGGGAUUCCAUUCCAGCAGGGAAGCGGGAAGUGUGGCACGGGCGGGCCCUCAAGAUCCCGCCCGUGGGGCCUUCCAUCCUCCAGUGCCGCAUCCUCCAGGUGGAAUAUUCCCUGAAGGUUUGUGUGGAUAUUCCUGGGACAUCCAAGUUGCUCCUUGAACUGCCGCUUGUCAUUGGGACCAUCCCGCUGCAUCCGUUCGGGAGCCGCACAUCCAGUGUCAGCAGCCAGUACAGUGUCAACCUGGACUGGCUGAACAGUAUCCCGGAGCAGCCGGAGGCCCCCCCUGAGUACUCAGCAGUCGUGUCCAGCCCUGAGGCCGAGCAGAGCCUGGCCCCACCAUGCCGCAGCGAGCUUGGCGACAUCCUGGAAGGUCCCUUCUUCGCCUACAUCCAGGAAUUCCGCUUCCGACCUCCUCCUCUGUAUUCAGAGGUUGAUCCCAACCCCCCAUCAGACAGCAUCCGCCCACGCUGCAUGACCUGCUGAGAGAAGUGCGUCGGACGCUGCUGACAGUGUGGUGAUCCCUUGGGAUUGGAGCUUGCACACCCUCACAGCACUUCAGGCUGGAAUGGGGAUGUGGUGUCCGUGAAACCAGAGCUUUGUAGUGCCAAGACCCUGGCUCUGCUCACCACCCUUGGCUGCUCCUGUCGUGACUGUCCCACAGACCCACACCCAGUGCGGUGCCGUGGCCUCGGGAGUGUGGGGGGGAGAACACAAGGGACCUGGCAUAGUGGAGUGGCUCUGUGUGUGGCUGGGUAGAAUGUGGAGGGUUUAGUAACUGCCCCAGGAUUUUGGGGUUAGAACAGGGAACACCUGGCAUAAGCCAGGAUUGCUCUCCCCUUGCUUGCAGUGCUGAGCUCCGGCAGCUCCUGUGUGGAAAGCAGGAACUUGGAGGCGUUUCUCAGGAUUGUGGAGAAUGUUUUGAUGUUGCUCAGGGUUGAGCCCCGGGGCGAUGCGGAUGGAGCCCUUUGCCUGCAGGUCCCUGAGGAAGCGAAAGGCCUUUUUCUGGUCAGAUGAAGCAGAGGCUUUGGCUGCUGCUGAUAAUGCUUGCCACAAGCCUGUGGGUACCUGCAAGGGGAAUGGUUUUGAGCUACUCACCUGAAAUGUAAAGGCUUCCAAGGGCUGUUACGAGGACUUGGGGGAUGAAUUUAUGAUCCAUGGCAGCAUUUUGGUGCCAUUUACCAAGAACAGGAAGGCUGGUUCCUGUGUGUCAGCACCAAACCUGUGCACUGUGCUGGUGCCUCUUCCGUGAUGCGGCUGAAAAACCAGUCCCCAAACUGUGGUACCACCAUGGGGGCUUGGAGCUGUGGCUGGUGGCCUAGGAAAAGAGAAAAAAGCAUAAUCCAAGGCUGGUGGCAGCCACAGAUGCUGAUGGGAGAUACGGAGUUCAAAUGAAUCUUUCAGAGCCAGGAGUCCUGCUCAGAAUGGGCUUGAGCCUGUGCCUGUAGAGGGGUCGGUGGCCCUGGUGGGGUGAGGACACAGCAGCAACCUGUGCUCACUGGGUUGGGAACUGCUGUAGAACUGGUGAGCUGGAUGUUGCAGCAAUGAGUGUGUGUGUGUGGCAGGGGCUGACCCUGCUCGCUCCAGGGUGACCUGAGCAGAGUUUGGGGGCCAAGGAUCUUUGCAUUCCCUCACUGAGACAAUCCUUGGCCAUGCACAUCCAAAGCCAGCGUGCCUUGGGCUCUGCGCCGGGGCUACCUCUGCUCGCUGGGGUUGCUCAGAUGAGUCUUUUCUAUCUGUGAACACUUUUGUAAUGACCACUCUUGUCUCUACUCAUUUUGUAUGACUUUUUUUGUGGGGAAUUUUUGUCUGAAAUAAAUUCCUUAAGUAUUGCCUGG